Teleopsis dalmanni is the source of this 207-nucleotide messenger RNA. RefSeq lists its product as uncharacterized. The record is from RefSeq and is a predicted model, not a curated record. NCBI's taxonomy places the organism in Eukaryota, Metazoa, Arthropoda, Insecta, Diptera, Diopsidae. Bases 1 to 207 code for a protein of 68 amino acids. The transcript has 2 exons.
AUGGAGCGCGCAAAUUUACUCGACAAUCGUCAAUCGGCUGAAUCAAAUCAGGUCGGCACAAUAGUAAAGCUUCACGCCGAUGGAUACCACACCAGCCCCGCACAUCAAAGAACUCCACUUGUACCGCGUGACUUAGGCGAAGAUUUCAAUUUGGAUUUCGAUGAUGAUUUUCCCAUUGAUGCGAAACGGCCUAAAAAUGCCAAGUAA